Molecule: messenger RNA, 288 nt
Organism: Trichomonas vaginalis G3
Lineage: Eukaryota; Parabasalia; Trichomonadida; Trichomonadidae
Product: oxidoreductase protein
Exons: 1
Coding region: 1-288 (95 amino acids)
Cellular component (GO): cytosol
Molecular function (GO): aldose reductase (NADPH) activity
Source: RefSeq, a predicted model, not a curated record
AUGCAUUUACCACAAAUCGGCUAUGGCACAUUCUAUGCUACUGAUAAAGUUAGAUUAAAAGCAGCUCUUCAUUAUGCAAUUGAAGAAUGCGGAAUUAGAAGUAUUGAUACUGCUUGGUCUUAUUUUAAUCAAGAAAUCAUCGGUGAAACACUACAAGAAAUCUUUUCUAAAGGCAUCAUUACUAGGAAAGACAUUUUUAUAACUUCCAAAUUAUGGAAUACUCACCAUCGGCCAGAUUUAGUUGAAAAGGAGUUACUACAAACAUAUCACCAGCAUGAGUUGAUUUAA